Molecule: messenger RNA, 2830 nt
Organism: Nematostella vectensis (starlet sea anemone)
Lineage: Eukaryota; Metazoa; Cnidaria; Anthozoa; Actiniaria; Edwardsiidae
Product: potassium voltage-gated channel protein Shal-like
Exons: 3
Coding region: 290-1720 (476 amino acids)
Biological process (GO): potassium ion transmembrane transport; protein homooligomerization
Cellular component (GO): membrane; voltage-gated potassium channel complex
Molecular function (GO): protein binding; voltage-gated potassium channel activity
Source: RefSeq, a predicted model, not a curated record
AAAUAGCAGAUUGUUUAUAAAAAGAAAACGGAAAUCAGCGGGUUGGAUGGAAGACCUCUGCAGAGGACAAAGAAUCUCUUGUUGCGCUUAUUGAAGACCGUGCAAUAGCAUCCGCCAAGAUCUCAGCAGUGGUCUAUAGAAGGGUUCCUAUAUAGAGUUGAUUGACGAGGAGAUAUCUAUCGUAGUCAAGUGCUAAUUUUCAGUUCCAUCAAUACAAGGGUGUAGCUUAUCACGUAAAGAAAACAGGCAAAGAUGAUCCAAUGAAUGGGCGCACGCCAACACGUGCUGGAUGGUCCGUGUCAUGAUUAGUAUAAGCGGAUUCAAGUCCUACCGUCCGUCUCCAGUAUGCCCGCGCCCUGUAACUGAGCAACGCACCAGUGCGCAGAUCAGAAAACGACUGGAAAGCCUCCGUGCCACGCCUAAAUCUGGCGUCAAAGUCGUCAUCAACGUAGGUGGGCGGCGCUUCAUAACAUGGGAAGACACCUUAAGGAGAUUCCCACACACACUUCUCGGCAGCGAGGAGCUCAGCUCGAAAUUCUACGACAAGGAACGUAAAGAAUACUUUAUCGAUCGCGACCCACAUUUGUUCCGCUAUAUUUUGAAUUACUAUCGUAAUGGUAAACUACAUCGGUCGCUUGAGGACUGCACUGAAAGCUUCGAAGAGGAGCUAACGUUUUACGGCAUUCGAUCAAAAGAGGUGCAUGAUUGCUGCUUCGAUGAGGACCAGGACAUGGAAAAGGAGGAUAUGGAGAAAAAAAGACUCGAGGCUCUAGAUAAAGAGAAGUUGGCCCUUAAACUUCCUACGACUAAAAUUGGUAAAUUUCGGCGGUAUAUUUGGAAGACGAUGGAGGGUGAGAUCGAAAAAGGCCCGAGGGCUGUGAUUGGCAUGGGGCUGAUCUAUUUUGUGGGAUUGUUUAUUCUAUUAAGUAUCUUCACUACUGUUUACGAGACUGUCCCAUGCCAGGGCGGAGUUCACGUGUGCAAGGAACGGACACGAAUUCUGGACUUGUUGGAUGAGAUUUGUAUCGGCAUUUUCACCGUCGAGUUUCUCGUCCGAUUAUCUGUGUGUCCAGACUACUUAGUAUUCAUUAAAACCCCGAUGAAUGUCAUCGACUUUUUCUCCAUUCUACCGUUCUACAUGCGUCUUCUGCUUCAGUCUGUCGCAGGAAGUAACUUGGAAGCAUUUGUGGUGCUAAGAGUACUAAGAAUAUUUCGCGUCUUUAAACUAUCCCGGCAUUCUAAGCGGUUGCAACGUUUCGGUUCUGCCAUUAUUACGUGUAUCAAGGAUAUGACAUCACUGAUGUUUGUACUGUUCAUCUUUAUCAUCCUGUUUUCGAGUAUGAUGUACUUCAUUGAGCGAGAUGCGGUGGAAGGCAUGUUUACUAGCAUACCGGACAGCAUGUGGUUUACUAUCGUAACAAUGAUUACAUUAGGGUACGGAGACAUGGUACCCUCUACCACCAUGGGCCAGAUCCUCGGCGCCGUGUGUUGCGUGUCAGGUGUAAUCCUGAUCGCACUGCCCAUCCCCAUCAUCCAAGAAAAGGACAUCUUUAAGAAGAAUAUGCUGACAGUCUAUAACGUCGAAGACCUUCAGAAAAAGAUAGAGCAGAUGAGGGCGGGUGGGGGUGAGGACGGCGACGAGGGACGGGUUAGGCCCAACAACAACAGCAAUGAUAACAACAAUAAUAACACAAACAAUAAGCAACACAGCCAAAGGUGACACUACAAGUCACACGAGUACCAUGAAGCCCAAGACCGCUGGCUUUUCGAGAAUGAAUGGACAAAGGCUUACAGUGCGACGAGGAAUGAAAUGACCGCAUUGAUUCAUUGACUACGACCAAUGGCAAGUGAUAAAAAUGCUCGUUAGUAAUCAUUCCAUGUAUGUUGUCUAUCAUUCUGAUCCAACUGGAAAAGAGUGCUAAUUAGUUAAAAGGAAUGUGUAGCAAAAUCAGGAAAGCAGCUCUGGGUGUUCAAUCCUCUUUGGAGUUUCCCCUUAACAGUUUAUGUUUUGGCGUAUUUGACUUCGAUUUCUGUCAGCCUUUUUUCGCUCACAACCUCAACUUAUGUCUUUUUCAACUUCAACUUAGAUGACAGAGAGACUUUUAAAAGAUUGUAAUUUGAUAAGUCACCAUGCAGCCAUGCCGUUAUCUAGUGCCUUCCUUCAACACGCAAGGAGGCUUAAGGGGCACCGUCAACCUUUUUUUCUGAUACUCUCAGGGUCAAAUUCUAUGAUUCAUCGAACACAUCGAGUGGGGUGACUAAGAGAGCAUAAAAAUUUAUGUGUGAUGUAUACAGAAUCUUGCAGAUUUCGGCAACAUGGACAACGCGACGAAGCCCCUUCGCCUUUCACAAUCCUUUCACAAGCCCUUCACAUUAAGGAAGUCGGGUUUUCACUAGCGUGCGUGUGCAGGUGCACGUAGAGAGUGAAGAAGAACCGAAUAAUGGCCACUUUUCUUCCUUCGCCACUUGAGUCUUCUUAGCGCCUUUAUGCUCUCUCAAGUCCCGGCUUCCCUCGCUAGUGAGAACCCGGCUUAAGAAAAAUACAUUUAAGACUUCGUUGGUUCUAUCAGCUAGUCUGACACAAAAAAGCGUUGAUGGAGGGGAGGGUAAUGGCCGGUAAUAAGCGAGAAUGACACAAGAACUUGAAGAACUACGUCAGAUUGUUACGACGAUCGUAAAAAAACUAUUUUUAUAUUGACUUUCAUGAACUUUUCAACAUAUUUUAUGCGUGUAAAAAUUAGUUAUACCUGGUUUGCGUGCCGCCUUCAGAUUUGUGCUUGAAAAGUGUAAAAUAUCGGUUUAAUAUUGAAUAAAAUAUUAGCAAACUGUC